AAAAGAGAAGAAGAAGAGUGCUGCUACACCCACUUCUAUUUCCUAUGACGAACAGUGAUCGUAAUUAGGAAACAUAUCCGAACAUUGGUUCUUCUUCUAGGGGCAGGACUUGUAAUCAGAUUACUGUCGGUUCCGGCCAUGCGUGUCGCCGCCCUCGUCCUGCUCGGCAGUCUUGCCUUCACAGCUCAAGCUCAGAACUGUACUAAGCCUUCUGGAGGACCCAGCAUGAGUUUAAAGGACAGUGCUAUUCUGCAGAAUACAUUUCCAGAUGGCUCCAAUGUUUCUUUUGCCUGUAAUGUUGGCUACACAUCUGCAGGAGGGUCUGCAACCAUCAUUUGUACUGCUGGGAAGUGGAGUACUCUGCGGCUGGUUUGUGAAAGGAAAAGCUGUGGUGCUCUUCCAGAAGUGGAUCAUGGAACUAUUGACUACCCCAAUGGGGACGCUCUGUUUGGUGAUAAAGCUGUGGUCACGUGUAAUUUAGGUUAUAUACUAGUUGGAAAAAAUGAAAUCAGAUGUGGAGCCCAAGGAUGGAUGGACAGGCCUCCUGUUUGUGAAGUGGUGACUUGUUCUAGACCAGGACAAAUUGAAAAUGGAGUUUUCAACCCACAGAAGGAAUCGUACACUUACAGAGACGUUGUACGUUAUGUCUGUGACACUGGAUUUACACUCAAUGGAUCAAGAGAAUUAACAUGUUCUGAAGAUGAACAAUUCCACCUUGACCCUCCUAAAUGUGUCUGGGUUGAAUGUCAAGAUCCUGCGAUAGCAAACAGUGAGUUUGUUGAGGGUUCUCGACCUCCACAUAAAAUUUCUGCUUCAAUAAAGUACAUCUGUAAAACUGGAUAUGACUUGAUCGGCCAGUCUACCAUAACAUGUAACAUAAACAGCCAGUGGUCACCUGAACUCCCAGUUUGCAGAGCUAAAAGCUGUUCUAAACCAUCUGGUGGAUCCAACAUGCAUUUGAUGGAGGAUGCUGUUCUGCAAAAUACAUUUCCAGAUGGCUCCAGUGUUUAUUUUGAAUGUAAUGUUGGCUACACACCUGCAGAAGGGCCUGCAACCAUUACUUGUACUGCUGGGACAUGGAGUGCUCUGCGGCUGGUUUGUAAAAGGAAAAGCUGUGGUGCUCUUUCAGAAGUGGAACAUGGAACCAUUACCUACUCCAGUGGAGGAACUCUGUUUGGUGAUAAAGCUGUGAUCACGUGUAAUUCAGGUUACACAUUAGUUGGAGAGAAGGAAAUCACAUGUGGAGACCAAGGAUGGAUGGGCAAAUCUAAGUGUGAAGAAGUUUCUGGUGGUGACAGUGAUAAUGGGACUGCUGUUAGGACAGGGAUAAUAGUCGCUGUCGUCAUUUUAGUUGCCAUCUUCGUGUUAGUUUGCAUCCUGCUUAAGAAAAGUAAGCACACUGGUCACGUUGGGCCAACUCUACUUGGUGUAAAAUGUCAUGAGAAGAGGAAUGUCCCCCGGACUGAUCUGUGAAUGUACCUGCUUUCAAAGUGCAAUGUAGAAAUUAUGCAGACCUUGGAAAUUUGCUUCACAAUGACAAUUUUAAACUCAAACUCUUCAUCGGCCUAAAUUUUACUCUCAUAUGAUGCUUAAAGUGCCUUGUCUGAUUUCCAAACUUACAGCUUAGAAAAGCCACUUAUAUCCACUUCCUGUUUCACUUUUCUGAUUAUGAUUAAACUCCACAGUGAUGUUAAUUGUUUGCACUAGAGCUCAGCUCAUCUUGGCUUUCUAGCUCCAUUAUACAGGUCAUCUUAUUGAAAAACUUAAUUUCUAAAAAAAAAAAAAAACUUAAGAAAUGGAAUUUGAAAAGAAAAAAAAAAAACAUCAGCUUGCUAAAGAAACAUAUUGGUUCGAUGACAAGUGUUGACAUGUUCCAGAUUGUCAUCAUUUGUGGAGUUGGGAAAUAAAUAGUUUCACUGGUUUUGUAUAUGAAGA
Molecule: messenger RNA, 1935 nt
Organism: Nematolebias whitei (Rio pearlfish)
Lineage: Eukaryota; Metazoa; Chordata; Actinopteri; Cyprinodontiformes; Rivulidae
Product: membrane cofactor protein
Exons: 14
Coding region: 139-1473 (444 amino acids)
Biological process (GO): negative regulation of complement activation, classical pathway
Source: RefSeq, a predicted model, not a curated record